Molecule: messenger RNA, 2211 nt
Organism: Dalotia coriaria
Lineage: Eukaryota; Metazoa; Arthropoda; Insecta; Coleoptera; Staphylinidae
Product: ATP-binding cassette subfamily G member 4-like
Exons: 9
Coding region: 244-2031 (595 amino acids)
Biological process (GO): transmembrane transport
Cellular component (GO): membrane
Molecular function (GO): ATP binding; ATP hydrolysis activity; ABC-type transporter activity
Source: RefSeq, a predicted model, not a curated record
AACUUAAUGAGCGUUUAAUUGUUAGUUACGCGAUGGUGGUGCAUCGAAACGCCGAAUAUGGCGAGCGUCCGAACACUUCAUUCACUUUCAAACACUGGCAAUUCGCGAACACACGUUGAAUUUUUUUUGUGAAAUUACAAGUUAUUAAUAGUGAAAUUAGUGAAAUUUUAAUAAAAUGCGUGAAAUUGUUAUUUAAGUAUAUGAAUAUUUAUUUUGUGAAUAUUGUGUUAGUUUAUCAUCAAGAUGGUUAAAAUUUCACCUGAUCUUACCUUCGAAAAUUUAACUUUUUCGAUUUGUAAUCGCACAGGAAACAAAACAAUAUUAAAUAAUAUAAGUGGGACAUUUCCAUCCGGAAAAUUAAUUGGAAUUCUUGGUCCAUCUGGAGCAGGGAAAACCACUCUGUUAAACAUCCUCAGCGGAUGGGACCAUCACAGUAAAAUUUCAGGCAGUAUUAAAGUGAAUAAUAAAGAACGACAACUGCAAGAUUUCAAGAAUAUUUCGUGUUAUAUCACUCAGGAUAGUCAUUUGAUUAAUAUUUUAACAGUGGAGGAGAAUUUAAAAUAUGCUGCUGAUUUGAAACUGGGGCCUGGAAUAUCAAAAACAACGAAACAAAAAAUUAUAAAUCAAGUUGUAAAUAGUUUUGGUCUUGUUGAACACAUAAAAACAAAAACAAGUAAACUUUCUGGUGGUCAACGCAAAAGAUUAGCAAUUUGCUUAGAGUUAUUAAAGGAUCCUGAUAUUAUCUUCCUUGAUGAGCCUACUACAGGUUUGGACAUUGUCUCAAUGUCGCAAUGCGUGCGUUACUUGAAACAAUUAGCUGAAAAAGGCACGACAGUAAUUUGCACCAUGCAUCAACCUCCAGGGAAUGUAGCAAAAAUGUUUGACAUUGUUUAUAUUGUCGCACAAGGUCAAUGCGCUUUCCAGGGUGGUCCCCAGGAGUUGGUUACGUUUCUGGCUGAUACAGGCGUGCCUUGUGAGAUAUUUCACAGUCCACUUGAUUAUAUCAUUGAGAUAGCUAAUAAUGAUUACGGUCCGAAAAUAUUGGAAACUUUAUUGGACACAUCUCAAAAUGGUAAAAAUCACGCUUAUAUGCCAUUAUUGAAGUCAAAACAGACACAAACGAAUGAUUCUAUUCGUAAAACAAGAAAUAUAUUCACAAAAUGGAAUGAUUAUUCAUUUACGGAUGAUGUGUAUGAGUUUAGGACGGUUAUGAAGAGGGAAGUUGUAAAACUAGGACGAGACUUGUUUUUGACUUAUUUGAAAAUUGCCGGCAUCUUGCUCUGCAGUAUAAUGACUGGACUCGUGUGUUAUAACAUGGGCGGUGAUGCCACCAUGUUGUAUUUUAACUAUAAUAUGGUGUUGUUGCACAUUUCAAUUGUGGCGCUUUCGUUUUCGAUUCUUACGACUGUUGGAUUUGUUUUAAAUCAGAAAGUUGUUCGUAAUGAAUACGAGAAUGGGUAUUAUUCCAUACGGAAUUACUUUUUGACAAUAACCAUCUUGGAUUUACCAGUAACUAUUUUUGCGGUUACAGUUAGUACUGUUUUGAUGUAUUGGCUCUCUGGACAAUAUAUGACUUAUCAUCGAAUUUAUAUGUUCACUUUUAUAUCGAUUGAAGUGGCAAUCGUUGCCAGUGCAAUCGGUUCCCUUUUUGGAACGCUUCUUAAUUUAAAUCAUGCUGUAUUUGUAACUUCGGCCAUCCACAUUCCAAUCUUCGUAGUAUCUGGUUAUGGAAUUUCGAUGACGGAUAUGCCUCGCCAUUUUUAUUACCUCUCUCACCUGGCGUACACUAGAUUUGCUGUUCGUUCUAUGAUGGGUGUUGUUUUUGGUUAUGACCGACCACUGGCUUAUUGUCCCGAUGAAGCAGUGUACUGUCACUAUCAGAAAUCAAUUAUUUUUCUAAACGAGAUGGGCCUGGAAGACUAUUUCUUCGUGUACGACGCCAUAAUUUUGCUGGGAUUCUAUUUGUUCUUUAGAUUUUUGACGUACUUGGCUGUUCGGUAUCGAUUAAAGAGUGGCGUUUACAUUGAUUAACAGCAUUUCAAUCAAUGUAUUAUUUAUUUGUGGUGUAAGAUUAAAUAGUAUAGGUGUAUAUAAAAUAGAAUAUUGAAGGCGAAAGUACUUUUGGUGGAUAUUAUUAAUAGUUUAAGUAUUAGGUUAUGUAUUUUCGAUUAUGUGGGUUGUUCAGUAUGUAAAAAAAACACGUGCCAAUCA